Messenger RNA from Brassica napus (rape), 1912 nucleotides. Its product is annotated as putative aquaporin NIP4-1. NCBI's taxonomy places the organism in Eukaryota, Viridiplantae, Streptophyta, Magnoliopsida, Brassicales, Brassicaceae. Gene Ontology annotation, molecular function: channel activity. Bases 964 to 1815 code for a protein of 283 amino acids. Gene Ontology annotation, biological process: transmembrane transport. Gene Ontology annotation, cellular component: membrane. The transcript has 5 exons. The record is from RefSeq and is a predicted model, not a curated record.
CCUCGGAAUUUCCUCGGAAAUUCCUCGGGAAAUUCCGAGGAUUUCAUUUUCCGUCGGAAUGUCCGUCAGAAUACCGAUGUUUUCUUGUAGUGAAUGAACCAUCCAUCAUACAUAUUUUACACAAACUUAAAACUUGUGGUUUCUUCAAUAGGUUGUACUUGUAGAGUUUAAGAUAUUGUCUCAUUUGCAUUGAACCAACUUUGGCACUCACUCUCUGCAUAUAUAUUUGACAAGUUCGAGAGGGUCUCUAUCUAUAUAUCUAAAUAUACUUUCUGCAUAUCUGUAUAUAUAUUGCUUAUAUAAAAAGCUUUUCGUCAACGUAGACAUUUAAAACAUCGUGUAAGUAGCCAUUGUAGAAUGAGAAUGACGCCAACAAAUUUGGAACUCAAAAUCUAUGACUUAUUAAUUAGCUCAUUAACCAAAAUUGUAUGGUAUAACACCAAAAAAAUCCAAAAUUCGCUCAUUAACCAAAAUAACACUCUCUCACCUUUUUUUCUUCUUAUCUCUCUCUAUCUUCUUUCUACAAAACCAGUUUCCCUUUAUUUUUUGGUUAUUUCACAAAUAAACCCAUUAGUGGGAAAUUGUAUGGUAUAACACCAAAAAAAUCCAAAAUUCGCUCAUUAACCAAAAUAACACUCUCUCACCUUUUUUUCUUCUUAUCUCUCUCUAUCUUUUUUCUACAAAACCAGUUUUCCUUUAUUUUUUGGUUAUUUCACAAAUAAGCCCUUAGUUAAUACCAAUCAUAGUUAAAAAAAUUUGCCUGUCUCUUUUUUUCUUUGUCAGCUUUAGUUUUCACCUAUCUCUACAUAACGUUAAAGUCUCAUCCUAUUUUUCAUCUGGUACAUCAAAUUCUCUUAACCACGAGACAUUCGUUUUCCAUUUUCCCAAAAUAAAAAACACCCACUCAAAAGUCAAAACAAAACAAAACAAAAUUCACAACAUUUAAUUUGAACUUUAUUCAAAAUGACUUCGCAUGUUGAAGAAAUUGAAGAAGAGGAAAUAUCAAAAAUUGAGAAAGGCAAAGGCAAAGAUUGCCAUCGAGGAAUCGAAACAGUCAUUUGUACUUCUCCCACCACUGUUUGCCUCACUCAGAAGUUGAUAGCAGAGAUGAUUGGGACGUAUUUCUUAAUAUUCGCUGGAUGUGGGGUGGUGGUAGUGAAUGUGUUGUACGGUGGAACAGUGACAUUUCCAGGGAUAUGUGUUACUUGGGGUCUCAUUGUUAUGGUCAUGAUUUACUCUACAGGUCACAUUUCCGGUGCCCAUUUUAAUCCUGCCGUGACCCUCACUUUUGCCGUGUUCCGGCGGUUCCCCUGGUAUCAGGUACCAUUGUAUAUAGGUGCACAACUUACGGGAUCGUUACUGGGGAGUUUGACACUGAAACUAAUGUUCCAUGUGACACCAGCAGCUUACUUUGGAACAACUCCGUCUGAUUCAGCGGCACAAGCACUCGCUGCUGAGAUCAUUAUCUCAUUCCUCCUUAUGUUUGUUAUCUCCGGCGUUGCCACUGAUAAUCGAGCGGUCGGAGAAUUAGCUGGAAUUGCGGUGGGGAUGACUAUAAUAUUGAACGUCUUCGUGGCUGGACCGGUUUCCGGAGCAUCGAUGAAUCCAGCAAGAAGUCUAGGACCAGCGAUAGUGAUGGGAGUGUAUGAUGGACUUUGGAUUUACAUUGUUGGUCCUCUUGUCGGAAUUAUGGCGGGAGGUUUUGUUUAUAACCUUAUAAGAUUUACGGAUAAGCCACUCAAAGAGCUUACUCGGAACGGUUCUUUUCUCCGUUCUGCUUCUCCAAAACACAAAACUUCUACUUCUAAAAGCUAAUUUUUGUACUCUCUUGGUCAUAUCUUAUUUUGUCAAACUUUUCCUUGUGGAUAGUUGUAUAUCCUACUAUAUAUUAAUUGAAAAGUCAUUUAAGUGA